GCAUUCCAUUGGUCUUGCGCCCACCAUUGCGAGGGUGGCCCCAACUAUGCCACGGCGCAGUGUCAAUGUGCAUGUCUCACUGCCGAGCAGAUCGCGGAGUUGGAGGCCACUACGACCACGACGACCUCGGAGGAGCCGACCACGACCACGAGCAUUCCGAUUGCUUCGGGGUCCGGAACGCUCAUACCCACUGCCGGCCCGGCUACGACGCCCCCGCCGGUCACCGGCGUUUCUGGGUUCCCGGUGGGCGAUCUGAAUUCCGGCGGGCCCAGCCGGGGUGGACCAGGUAGAGGCUCUGGUGGAGGGACGCCGGCACCCGACAUGCAGGGCAACGAGACAGUCCAGGAAAGG
Molecule: messenger RNA, 351 nt
Organism: Symbiodinium sp. CCMP2456
Lineage: Eukaryota; Dinophyceae; Suessiales; Symbiodiniaceae
Source: the annotation of a GenBank genome assembly